GUACUUGUAGUUUUUCUAAAAUGCUCCAGAUGUGUUUGCAGUAUGGGGGGAGAAAAAAGUUUUAGCGGUCUGUUUUUAGCCCAAAUCCUACCGAAAAGCGCUAAAGCAAUGAAGGAAGUGUGAAUGUUUUUACAGUGCGCGCGAAGAUGCGUGCAGUCACAUAAAGCUACUCGGGUUUCAUCUUGAAUGAGGAAGGUGCAGCAGAGCUGCCAGGGAGACCUGCAGCGAUUCUUAGCCCAGCGUGGGAUCACAGAGCUGGGCAACAUCUGUUGAGGCCUCCUGUUUCCUCCUGUACUCCAUCAUGGCUACAGAGCAGCUUUUGAAGUCUUCUGGCCCCGCCCCCUUAAGCUCGCAGGUGCAUGCAGCAGCCGUGAAUGGAGACAGGAGCUCCUUACAGAGACUGAUCACAGCAGAGCCAUGUUUGAGAGACAGUGAGGAUCAGUUUGGCAGGACUCCUCUGAUGUACUGCGUACUGGCUGACCGCUUGGAUUGUGCAGAGACGUUACUGAAGGCCGGAGCUUCCGUCAACAAAUAUGAUCGCAGCAAGAGGACCGCACUGCAUCUCGCUGCACAAAAGGGCAAUGUUCGUUUCAUGAAGUUGCUCCUGUCGCGGCAUGCUAAUUGGCUGUUGAAGGAUCUUGAGGAAAUGACACCGUUGCACUUAGCAACACGUCACUCCAGCCACAAACCUCUCUCUCUCCUGCUCAAGCACAUGGCACCUGGAGAGGUGGAUACUCAGGACAGGAACAAGCAGACAGCGCUGCACUGGAGUGCAUUCUACAACCACCCUGAACACGUGAAGCUGCUGAUCAAACACGACUCGAACAUUGGAAUACCUGACAGCGAGGGCAAGAUUCCCCUGCACUGGGCAGCUCACAACAAGCACCCUAACGCCACACACACUGUUCGCUGCAUUCUGGACGCUGCUCCCACCGAGUCUCUUUUGAACUGGCAGGAUUAUGAAGGCCGGACGCCACUUCAUUUUGCAGUGGCUGAUGGGAACGAAGCGGUGGUUGAAGUUUUGACUUCAUACGAAGGCUGCAGUGUCACAGCCUACGACAACCUGUUUCGAACACCGCUUCACUGGGCCGCAUUGCUCGGCCAUGCACGGAUCGUUCAUCUGCUGCUGGAGAGAAACAAGUCAGGUAUGAUUCCGUCAGACAGUCAGGGAGCCACGCCGCUGCACUACGGAGCUCAGAGCAACAAUGCGGACACGGUGGCGGUGUUUCUGAGGCACCCCUCGGUACGUGACGAGCCCGAUCUGGAGGGCAGGACUGCCUUCAUGUGGGCCGCUGGGAAAGGCAGCAAUGAUGUCAUCAACGUAAUGCUGGAGCUUAAGCGAGAUCUGGACAUCAACAUGGCUGACAAGUACGGAGGCACAGCUCUGCAUGCAGCUGCACUCUCAGGCCAUGUAUCCACUGUGCGGUUGUUGCUGGAAAAAGGAGCCAUGGUGGAUCCCCUAGAUGUGAUGAAACACACUCCUUUGUUCCGCGCCUGUGAGAUGGGUCACCGCGAUGUCAUUCUCACCCUUAUCAAAGGUGGGGCACGUGUGGACUUGGUAGACACGGACGGCCAUUCGGCGCUGCACUGGGCAGCGCUGGGCGGAAAUGCAGAGGUGUGCGAGGUGCUGAUGGAGAACAGGCUCGGACCGAACCUGCAGGAUCAUGCAGGCAGGACGCCGCUGCAGUGUGCUGCGUAUGCGGGUUAUAUAAACUGCAUGGCCCUACUUAUCCAACAUGAUGCUGACCCCAACAUCCAGGAUAAAGAGGGGAGGACGGCGCUCCACUGGUCAUGUAAUAAUGGUUAUUUGGAUGCCGUGAAACUUCUUUUGGGAUGUGGAGCUUUUCCUAACCACAUGGAGCAUACAGAGGAGAGGUACACUCCUCUGGAUUACGCCUUGCUGGGAGAGCAUCAGGAGGUGACGCAGUUCCUUUUGGAGCACGGCGCUCUGUCCAUCGCUGCCAUCCAGGACAUCGCUGCUUCGUCCAUUCAGGCUUUGUACAAAGGCUACAAAGUGCGGCGAGCUUUCAAGGAGCGCAAGAACCUCUUAAUGAGGCACGAGCAGCUCCGUAAAGACGCAGCCAAGAAGAGGGAAGAGGAGCGCAGGCGUGAGGCCGAACAGCAGCUCUCAUUGGCUGGACCACAGCAUCAUCAGAUCUCAUUGGUCCAAGUUGGUAGCGAGAGGCUGCCGUCGGCCGCUACUGAACUCAUCGGCGAGAUUAAAGACACCAAGCCGAAAAGUCACAAACAUCGAAAAUCAUCAAAGGUGCAUCGUAGCCAAUCACACGACAGGACUGAGAUAAAGCCAAAAGAGCCAGAGCGCAUGGCUGAAACUCCAGACACCUCUCAGCUGUCUGCUUUAAACCUGCCCAUGACUCCUCAGAGCCUCAACAGAUCGGAAACAAAGACAGAUUUGUGCGUGAGCAGUGCGCCUGAGGAGUGUUUAUCCAGGCCAGAGCGCCAUUCUCCAGCAGGUUCGAGCAGGCCGGGCAGUGCCAGACACACACACCCUGUUCAUUCGAGACCCAGGACUUCAGGUCGCGCUCCGGAAACCAGCUCUAAACCAGAGUCCAAGACAAGCCAUCCAGCUGUGGCGUCCCCUCCUGCAGCUGUCAGUCAAUCCAGCAGCUUAAUCUCAGUUCCAAUCCAAGCAGGACAAGAGAAGAGCAGAACGAGGGAGCCACGGGCCGAGGGAGAAAAGGAGAAGCCGUCCAGGUCCAAGAGAGAGAAGGUGCGUAGGGCUGAGAAAGAGGAGGAGAAGUGCUCGAGGACUGAAAAAGAAGCAGAAAGAUUUUCAAGCAGAGAAAGAGAGAGAGGUUGGUGCAAAGAGGUCGAAAAAGGAAAACGAAUGGAAAAAGAGAAGGAGCACAGAAGAAAGAGUCUCCACAGAAGGAAUCAAGCAGCGAGAGUGCUACAGACAGCGUGGAGGAGGUUCUGUGUUCGGAGGCGCCUGAAAGAACUGCUGUGUGGAAACAUUAAAAGGCCCGAGACUGCAGAAGUCACUGCACUUCUGAUUCAUUUUUUAUGGGAGCGACCACUCCACAUCGAUAACACCCGCCAGAGGGCCAUUUCUAGAGCACAGUCACCUCCCGCUAAAGCUGCAGCAAAGAAAAGUUCAGUGCUGCAGAGUAUUUAUGGAGGAGCCCAAGCCAAAAGGGGACACUCUCUGAGAGCCAUGUCUGCUCUCAACACACACAGCCAGAGUCAACUACUGCACGACCUGCCGCUCAAGCCCACCAAACAGAUGAGUGGCGUGGAGUGUGUGCACUUACUGGACUCUCUGAGUCAAGCCAAGCAGUACUCCUAUCACCUGCGUCCUCAGAGUGCCAGCAGCCAGAGCAGAACCAAGGACUGAGAGCAACUCAGCAUACGUUCUACUUUAGAACCAUUUACUGAACCGUAUACACUAAACAGCUUCACCAAGUGAAACCAACAGACAGAAAAUGCUGUCAUCUGCUUAUUUAUAUAUUUGUGUCUGGAAACUGAUGGGGUCCUGGAUAAGACACCGGUGAGGUACUGAAGGACGUCAUGACAACCACACAGGUCAACGCUUAAGCCCACAAACACAUUAUAUGCAUGAGAUCACCUUUUAUCCUGAAAUCAACUGGUUAUGCACCUGUCAUACGGGUGACACAUACCUGACAAGUGUAUAACAAGACUACCUGCACAGGAAAGCUUAAUGCAUGCUCAGGCAAUAUGAUGCAAUCUGGAUACAUGUACAAGUGCAGAAUUUUCACCAAAACAAGCUUUUUUUUUUUUUUUUUUUUUUUUUU
This is a messenger RNA of Ictalurus punctatus (channel catfish), 3773 nucleotides long. RefSeq names its product inversin (gene invs). NCBI's taxonomy places the organism in Eukaryota, Metazoa, Chordata, Actinopteri, Siluriformes, Ictaluridae. The record is from RefSeq and is a predicted model, not a curated record. The coding region runs from base 302 to 3355 and encodes 1017 amino acids. The transcript has 19 exons. Gene Ontology annotation, molecular function: protein binding.